AGCUCCAGCGCUGUGCUGUUUUCUGUCUGCUGCAGUGUGGCACAGAGAUUCAUGACACAGAUGUGGUGAUAGUUGAUAGGACUGAAAGCAGUUCUGCUGUGGAGGACUUCUCCCCCGGGGCUCUAGGACCCAGGAGAUUGAGCCGCCUGGGGGGUCUGUGGGACGCUCCUCUGGGAAAAAGAUCCGUGCUGCGUUUGAGUCUGCAGCCGUUUAAGGAGGAAAUGGGGCCUAAGUUUAACCUGCUGGCUCAUGCAACACUGACUCUUGAGCAUGUCCAGGAAGGUUUCAAGACCCAUGAUUUGUCACUAGUAGCAACAGAGGAUGAUCCAUUCUGGUUGCCUCUGUACGGCAGUAUGUGUUGCCGCCUGGUUGCUCAGCCUCUGUGCAUGAUUCAGCCAAUCAUAAGUGGCCAACUCAAGGUUAAGCUUGGAGAAGACCUUAAUUGCUGGGGAAAUGGCUUUAGUGUCCUCAGGGGGCAAAAUCUUCUCUGCUAUCAGAGUCAAGAAGACAUGGAGUCUGAGGACAAGCCAUUACUUGAAAUCCCCAUCACUCAGGUUGGUUCUUAAUGAACAAU
Notothenia coriiceps (black rockcod) is the source of this 574-nucleotide messenger RNA. RefSeq names its product rhotekin-like. The record is from RefSeq and is a predicted model, not a curated record. The transcript has 5 exons. Gene Ontology annotation, biological process: mitotic cytokinesis; septin ring organization; actomyosin contractile ring assembly. NCBI's taxonomy places the organism in Eukaryota, Metazoa, Chordata, Actinopteri, Perciformes, Nototheniidae. Gene Ontology annotation, cellular component: actomyosin contractile ring. The annotation marks the transcript as partial.